GUAAAGUCGUGAAAUCUCGCAUCAAAUAGUUUUAAUGAACCAAAUGUUGGCUUGCUGGAUAAAGAGCCUUGAAGGUGGCUUUGCAUUUCGUGCGCAUUUCGAUGUUGCCAUGCGAACCAAUCAGUCGAGUAACUGUUGUAAAAUGUUUGGGACCACGUUUAGUUUUAUUCUUCAAAACAUUUGCCUUGUUCUAUGUUCUGUAUCCAAAACAUGAGUCAACUAUGGGUUAUUGUAUUUUUAAAUGCGCGCCUAUUUUGUCACUUAUUGGCUUUGUUUAUAUGUAUGGCGUUAAAAUACCAAAUAAUUAUACUUACUCUUUAAAAAUUCUCUUUGGUCUUUUAUUCUCUUGUCUGGGUGAUGCAUUUUUAGUAUGGCCUAGCCUUCUUAUUCCUGGCAUGGCUAUGUUUGCCAUCACGCAUAUAUUAUAUAUUUGCGCAUUUGGUUUUCAACGUUUAAAACUAUCUAUAUUGUUCAUUUUACUACCAAUACUUCUGUUUGUAUUUGUUUGUGUAAAAGACGCACUAAACGGUAUCAAUGCAGUUGUUAUUCCAACUUAUGGAUUCAUAUUAGUAAUGAUGGUAUGGCGUGCACUAGCCCAAUUAACUAAACACGAAUAUUCCAUACCAUGGACAUGUAUGGCUUCUGCCAUUGGUGGAGUACUAUUUUGUCUAUCCGAUGCUAUAUUAGCCGUAUGUUUAUUCUCAAAGAAUGUAGCACCAUUUCAAUGUAAUUUAAUCUUACCAACAUAUUAUGCUGGUCAACUGUUGAUUUCUGUAUCAGUUGUUGAUAGCCAUUUAACAUCUAUCAAAACAAGUCCAUAUCAUGAAGAUAAAAGGCAGUAAAUAUUUGAUUGUUUUCUCUUAUAUCUAAGAGUUUUCUCCUUUUUUUUAUCUACAGUUUAUUUUUCUUUACUUUUUUUUGUUUGACAUUUAUUUGUUUUUUAUUGUUAUUAUAUCCUUGUAUCUCUUAAUUUGCUCAUGAUUUUUUUCGAUGUAAUUGCACUAUUGCUUAUUUAGUAAUAAAUAAAUAAUUAUUUACUUUGUAUCCGUUGUUUUUUUCUCUCUCUAUUACAUACCUUUCUCUAUAUUGCACUACUUUUUUUCUUAACUGAAUUAAUUAUACGA
Schistosoma turkestanicum is the source of this 1124-nucleotide messenger RNA. NCBI's taxonomy places the organism in Eukaryota, Metazoa, Platyhelminthes, Trematoda, Strigeidida, Schistosomatidae. The record is from the annotation of a GenBank genome assembly.